AUGGCGCAAACCCACGCCAUCACACUGACCGGCUCAAUUGAGGCGGUCACCGAGUACUUUGGCUUUGCCGUCAACAACAUCCUCUACCAGCGCGGCAUCUACCCCGCCGCGUGCUUCCAGCCAGUGCGGAAGUACGGACUGCCGUUGAUGAUAUCCACCGAUAGGGCCCUCAAUGACUACCUGGCCAACCUCCUACAGCAAAUCGCGCUGUGGAUGGCGCAGCGCCAGUGCCGCGUCGUUGCACUUUUGAUCGUCGACCCCGCCACAGAUGCGGUGCGCGAGCGGUGGGAAUUCACCGUUGUAGAAGAAGAGGAGAAGGGGGAAGAGGGGGACAACACGGCGAGGCGAGUGGAGCCUUUGGUGAGCUCUUUGUCGCGCACCGCGGGCGGCGGCCGCCGGAAAUCUGAGGAGGAGGUGCGCAGACACGUGCAAGCAGUGCUUCGACAGAUCACCGCC
Messenger RNA from Bactrocera neohumeralis, 456 nucleotides. RefSeq names its product mitotic spindle assembly checkpoint protein MAD2A-like. Gene Ontology annotation, biological process: mitotic spindle assembly checkpoint signaling. Gene Ontology annotation, cellular component: nucleoplasm; kinetochore; cytoplasm. NCBI's taxonomy places the organism in Eukaryota, Metazoa, Arthropoda, Insecta, Diptera, Tephritidae. The annotation marks the transcript as partial. The record is from RefSeq and is a predicted model, not a curated record. The transcript has a single exon.